AGUAAAAGGCAAGGACCGCAUUGCCUCCCAACCCCACCGCGCAGCGGCCUCUGGCAAAAAGGGGCUCUGGGGACCGAGCAGGGGCGGUGAAACCCCCAUCGGGCGCCGGAAGGAAAUUUCUCGGCCACCGGGGGAGCUAUACCGAUUCGUACUACUAGUUAAGGGGUCGAAGGCAGGGUUAGCGGGAAGAGGCGCAACAAACGAGGCCUUCCGAUGGACGCCACGGCGGAAAUCGGCUGCCUCCAGGCGUUCGAUAAGCGACCCAAGGUUGGUCGAACGCCCCCACCAUCAGCGCCGCCGGUUUUGGCGGGGGACAUGUUCCCAUUUGAGCGGGCUGGUGAAAGCGAGACGCCAAAAAGGGGAAGGGAUGCUAUGAGCCCUUCAAGCCCCGAGAAGCACGCAAAAAAAUCAAAGUGCCAGAAGCCCCCCGUCGAGCUAGUGUUCGAUCUGGGAAAUCUGAUAGACGGACUGAUUUCAACGUGUAUAGAAAAGAAGCCGGCAGUUUGCCACAUAAACCAGAGCAUGAAGGAUACCCUAAUGAGCAUCAAGGAGAUCCAGCUAGAGCUUAGCGAAAGAUUUGAGGAGGUAGAGGCUACAAAAGGGCGCGCGGCCACGCAAACAACGCCGGGUUUGGCGUCAUACAGCCAAGUGGUUAGAAAGGCGAACCAACCAGGACCAGAGGCAACAAAGCCACCCGUGCUGGAAAAUAGGGCGCGACCGAAAAUGUCCGGGCAGACGACGCAGCGCAAUGCGGAUAAGCCUAUCAGGAGAGUUCGCCCUGACGCCCUUGUUAUAGCUGGGGCAGAAGGCCACUCAUACAGCGAAAUCCUAAAUAUGGUAACGAGGAGAGACGACAACGAGCUGGAGGAAGUCCGUAAGAAUGUGCGCAGGAUAAAACGCACGGCCAAGGGAGAGCUGCUUCUGGAACUGGACGGGUCCGCAAGGAGCGACACGCAAGCCAUCAAGGAAGACAUUGGCCGAGUCCUUGGUGACCAUGCCCGCGUACGAGCAAUUGUGGAGGAAAUCCACUUGGAAAUACGCGACCUAGACGAACUGUCCACCAAAGAGGAGGUAGCAGCAGCCGUAUCUGCGGCAACAGGCCACCAAGUGGAUGCCUAACGGGUCAAAGCGCUUCGCUCAGCCUACGCGGGCACAAAAGUGGCCGUUCUCGGACUGGUGCCACAAAUAGCAGCAAAACUUCUCGCAGAGGGGAAAGUAAAGGUAGGCAGGUCCAACUGCCGGGUUCGGGAAAGAUCGGCCGAACGGCGCUGUUAUAAGUGUCUGGAGUUCAGGCAUAUAGCGGCCCGGUGCAAGAGCGGAGUAGAUCGCAGCGCCUGUUGUCUAAAGUGCGGCAAACCGGGGCAUAAGGAGAUGCCCUAUGAGCAAAAAACCGUCAGAAAAGUGAAGAUCCUGCAAGUCAACAUCAACCACUGCGAAGCCGCGCAUGAUCUACUAAAGCAGACUGUGCGGGAAAUCCAAGCCGAUGUGGCGAUAAUCAGCGAGCCGUACAAAAAGAUUCCCGGGCCGGACUAUGUACUGGAUACUACGAAGUCUGCGGCGAUCUUGACGAUUGGGUCAUCCCGGCCACAGCACUUGCGAGCCGGUUCGUUUUUCAUUCGAGCUACGGUGAACGAGGUCACAAUCUACAGCUGCUAUCUGCCACCACGCCUUUCUCUCCAGGAGUUCGCGGCAGUUCUGGAUUAACUGGUGGACGACGCAAGGGGAAGGCGAAACGUUAUCAUUGCUGGCGAUUUUAACGCGUGGGCCGUGGAGUGGGGGUCAGUCUGCACGAACAGCAGAGGGAGAACACUGCUUGAAGCCAUUGCGUCACUUGACGUUGCUCUACUAAAUUCCGGAUCGGAGCACACAUUUAGCAGAGCAGGAGCCGGCUACGUUGUGGACCUUACAUUCAUCAGCAGCUCACUUUUCUCGCAAGCCCGCUGGCGCCUCAGUGAAAUCUACACUGCAAGCGACCACAAGGCCAUCAUCUGCGACAUAGCAUGCGGUCGGCCAGCUACUACGGUCCCAACAAACAGACGCUUUAACCCAAAGACGUUCCAGGAGGACGCGUUUCUCAGAGGAUGGAGAGAUCCCGAAACUGGUGAACACGCGGAGAGCAGCUCGGCGAGGCUUAUGGGAGCCAUGGUGACGGCAUGCAAAGCCAGCAUGAGGGAAACAAGGAGCCACCAUCGGAACCUAGAACCAGUCUUCUGGUGGACUGGGGAAAUCGCGGAAGCGCGCAGCGACUGCCUGAGGGCCAGAAGGCGGCAGCAGAGGGCGAGAGGUCGCCCAAAUAUCGAGCUUAGGAGGCUGGAGUACGCCGAGAGCCGCAGGACUCUAAAAAGGCUCAUUAAGCAAUCCAAGAAGAAGCGUUUCCUGGAACUCUGCGACUCAGCUGAGCAGGACCCGUGGGCCGCAGCCUACAAAGUUGUAGUCAGAAAGAUGGGCCAGGUAAAGCCCCUCGGCGCCGGAGAAGCUUCCCACAUGAAGACGAUCGUAGAGCACCUAUUUCCAACAGUAACCUCAGUUCCUCAGCGCGCGUACGCAGAACCUGCAGAUACAUCACCGAUCA
Molecule: messenger RNA, 2572 nt
Organism: Drosophila gunungcola (fruit fly)
Lineage: Eukaryota; Metazoa; Arthropoda; Insecta; Diptera; Drosophilidae
Exons: 2
Coding region: 214-1119 (301 amino acids)
Source: RefSeq, a predicted model, not a curated record